This is a messenger RNA of Prorocentrum cordatum, 3960 nucleotides long. Lineage: Eukaryota; Dinophyceae; Prorocentrales; Prorocentraceae. The record is from the annotation of a GenBank genome assembly.
AUGAACGCCGUUCGAGCCGAUUCCACGUCGCUCACAGCGUUCAACCCCUUCAGCCUGACAGACGCCCGUGGCGAGGAGGUCUCUUCGCAGCUGCGCCAGAUCCAGAUCGCGGGUUGCCCCGGCGCGAAGAUCCCGAAGCACCCGCGCAGCCCGCGCCGCGCGCAGAGGCACGAGUGCCGCGCAGCCCAGGGCGUCGCGAAGCUGAAGAUUAUUACGGCCAACUCACCUCCAGCGCCACGGGGCCGCGAGACGCCCCCCCAGCGGCGAGCCACCAUGACGAAGGUGUCCCAAUGGGUCAAGCAGGAGAUCUUGGACGCGCCACCUCGCUUCACCCCGAUAGUCAUGAUGGACCUCAACGACCGCUUCGCCGCAGGCCCCGACGGCGACGAGACAGUUGGCCAGCCCCCGACGGGCAAGCAGGGCGAAGCGGGCAAACUCUACCACCACACACUAGCCAACGCGUGCAUGGCGGUUGCGAACACUUACUACGACACGGGCCCCACCUGCGAUGGACGCCACCCCUCGGUCACGGACUGCAUCUACUUCCCCACGGGCUUGGUCUCCCGCAUCAUGCAGUGCCGAGUUUGGAGCCACGCUGCCCGCGCGCUCCAGAUCUCGAGGAAGUUCAAGGACCAGAAGCCGUUGAUCACCAUGCUCGAGGCCCCGCCCGCCUGCCGCACCACGUCCAGGGCCUUCCAGACCAUUGGCCGUGACGCCAUCGCACUGGGACUCAAGGGGGGCCACAAGCGGAUAGAAUCCCCGGAGAGCUUGGAGUGCAACCCCAGCGCCCGCGCCGACCUGCUGGGCGAGUACCUCACGCACGAGGGCGGCACUUACCACUCGGGCCUCGCGAUGCAGUGCUUCCGCGACGCCGCCUUGGGGCACUGCGCCAUCGCCCAUGGCCGGCCCGACUGGUGCCGCGAAGCUCGAGAGCACAAACUCCCCUUCCUCAAAGAACGCGCCCAGCUUCGGCAACGUCGGCGCGCCCACGACGACCACCCCGACGCCAACGAGGACCACCUGCGCCAGCUCGACGAAACCAUCCACGACUUGAGUAAGAAACUCCGACGCCACCUGAAGGACACCUACCACAAGUACCAGGAAAUGCAGCGCGACGAUCUUUGGCGAGCAUGGCGCGCUCGACCAUGGACCAAUGACAACAAUUUCUACAAUGGCCAGGCGCCGAAUGAGGUCUAUUCGCAGUUCUUGCCCCCGUCGCUCUCCCGACGCAACUACGCUGAGCUCGACUUCGACACUAUGCUGGAGCAGGAACACGAGCACGAGAACUACGCCGACGACGACGCGCCCCCGACCGCUCACCUCCCAGCGGCGCCGACCACAACGACACCAGCAACCAACCCCAGUACACCUACUCCGCCACGCACUUCCCCACUCCAGCUUAACUACGUCACCGAAAUUGUCGGCGAGCUUGCUGCCGUCGCCAAGCUGCUGGGCAAGGCCAAUCGCAGGAAGUGCGUCUCCGCAUGCUCGGCCCCUGCCGAGAUCCUGCUGAUGGCACUGCGACCUGAACUGCUACGACGCCUUGGACGACCGCAGGGAUGCCUCGGCGCACUGAAUGCCCCCGACGGCUCCGAAGACCCCUUUAAGAGGAAGGUCCAGCUGGACAAGGGCAAGGUGAUCCCAGGGCCCGCGGGUCUACGCCUCAUCCACUGCUUCGACGUCUUCUGGCGCUGCUUCUACCGACAUCUACGCGAGCGAGGAUUCCCGACGCGACCGCCCGACUACGCCUACGGAGGCAUCCCGCAAAGACGACGUGAGUUCGGCAUGAUAGCCACCCGGGCGGUCGCUGGCAAGCUCCGACGGGCGAAGAUCGCCUUCGCAGUGCGCUCCCACGACGGCCGCAACGCCUUCGGGUGCACCCACCACGACGCCAUCAACGGGCACGUCAUCCCGACCUUUCGCGACGGCGACCGCCAACUUGCAUUGCAACGACGCACGGAGUCCCAGACCGUCGUCGAGGCCAGCGACGGCACGCUCACCAUGCGCAACCGCGAGGGAGGCUCCAUGGGAUGUUCGAACGAGCCCGACGCAGUCAUGAAGGACCUCAGCCGCCAGGUCUUCGUGGAUGACAUCCUGAAGUUCCACAUCGCCCCUCGCGUCGGACCGCGCAAACCAGCCAUCGACUCCAGUGGGCAACUACGCGACGCCAGCAUCGACGAGAUCCAUGCCCUGACCGCCAUCAUCGAGCGCGACCUUGAGCGACUCGUAUUUCAAGCCGUCGUCUAUGAAGCCGCCAUUAGUGCCGCCGAGACCUACUUCCUCUACGCCACGGACUACAAGAAGAUCGACAUCUGUUUGGGCAAGAGGCUGCGGGCCAUGCUACAGGGCAAGGGCUGCCAACACAGCCGCGACACGCACUACAAGGCGAUGUCUGCGGCCGAGGCAUGGCGCCGAUGGGACAUCGUGCCGGGCUCCAUCGAACUAAGGAUCUGCAGCGACCUCCCCGCCAUGCCACUCACCCUGACCGACGACGGCUACAUCAGCCCCGACGCGCAUCCGAUCGCCAGACAGAUGGCCACCGACAUCCAGGACCUCCUCACCUACGACACUGCCGAACCCUCGGACUUGCUGGACUGGAAGGGCAACAUUAUCACGCUGUUCACGGGCCCCGAGAUCGCCGAAGCCUUCUGCAGGACCGACGUGAGCAUCAUGAGGGAGUCCGAUGCAGAGUACAUCGAGCUCCGAGGCCACCUCCAUAGUGAUUUGCCCCAGGCCCAGCUGGCGUGCCCCGCGGGAUCCCCCCUCACGUCUGGCGGCGGUGCCUCCAGCGGGGCCCGGUCCAAGCCAGGCGACCGAUCGCGGAGCCAACGGCGCGGACUGGACCCUCGCAAGAAGGCCGAGGACCAGGGCGCGGAGCUCGACGACCAGAAGGUCGACCCCGGGAAGGGCGCGAAGAAGACCAGGGAGCACAAGGUUUGCAUAACCAAAACCGCGAAGGUGAUCGUGCAGGAGAAACGCAACUACGCUCAGGACGGCGACUCCAACACCACGAUCGAGCGUGCCAGCGCCACAGACCAGUACCAGGCGCAGGACGCACCGAUCUGCAAGCUCGAGAAGGCUUACAAGAGCGGCCAGGCGAAGAUCCAUUGCAGGGACUACGAGAGCAGGCAGCACAUCAUGACAGCGUUGCACAACGCCGACAAGGCGACGUGCGCGGGUCCAGCGCCAGCGGGGUCCGUGGAGGGCGAGCUGGCCUUCUGGGUGGAGGCGCUGAGGGGCGAGACCUACCCCGGGGGCCGCCCGUGCACGUGCGGGCAGCGCGGCUGUGUCUGCGACCUCUCCACGGUGGACGACCUCGGGCCGCUCAUGGCGAGCCUCGGGUACGACCAGUGCGUGGAGGAUGGCGGCUGCGAGGCCUGCGACGAGCGUGACGCGCACGCCGUCUACUGCAACCCCACGGGGCGCCGGCAGCGCGUGGCGUGCGCCCACUGCGGGGUUCCGGGCGCACCGGCGAUCUUCUGCAUCCGAGGCGUGAAGCCUCUGUGGGCUGCGAGCGCAGCCACGGCCGCUCACGUCAGGAACGCCUCUGGAGUCCCCGCGCUCUUCUUCCGGAGCUGCUCGGGCCGGGAGACGCCGCCGCUGCAGCCUCGGCCCCCACGGACAUCGGGGGCGCAGGUCUUGAUGUUUCUGGCCUUCAACGCCCUCGUGUUCUCUCUGUCGUUCCGCUCCCUCCGCCGCCAGCAGCGCGCGCUGUGGCAGGAGACGCACGCCGCCCUCUACGGCGACGGCGGCGGCGCGGGCCCGCCCGAGGGCGACGCCCGCCCGCUCGAGGAAGACCGCCGAGGCGAAGUCAGCAAGGCCCAGGAUGCUGGCGGCGUGGUGGCCGAGCAGGUCGGCCGCCCGGCGUUCGCCGCCGGGAGCCUGGCGUCCUCGGCAUCGCGCGCCCGCGAGGCCGUGGAGCUGGCGGUGUUCGGCGACGGCCCGAACAAGACGAAGUAG